AAGCGCCGCGCGACGGAGCGCUCGCGGACGACCUGCGGCCGCGCCUCCAGGGGCUGGGGGUCGGUCACGCGGGGACUGCGUGCGGCGCCGCCACUCCCACGCCGCCUGGCCAGGGGUUGCCGGGUCGCGGGCCCUCGAGGUCGCCCCCAGGUGCCACACGGGACUAGCGACGGACCUCGGCCUGCACAUGGCACAGUGGUGCUCAGGAGGAAUGGCGGUUGCAGGCAGCUUGCUUGGACUGCUGCGGCGGCAGCUGGUGACGGGGGUCAUGCCUGCGAGCCGCUGCUUGCGUACAUCCCCCCGCCAGGCUGACAGCAGCAGAGCCGCACUCACUCGUGUGCGCAGACAAGCCUAUGCACGCCUCUACCCUGUGCUCUUGGUCAAGCAGGAUGGCUCCACCAUCCACAUCCGCUACCGGGAACCCAGACGAAUGCUGGUGAUGCCCAUGGACCUGGAUUCCCUGUCCCCAGAGGAGAGGCGGGCACGGUUCCGCAAACGUGAGGCCCAGCUCCAAGGGAAGGAGGAGCCAGAGUUCCUUGACGAUUUUGACUUGGAGCAGUACAAGCAGUUUUGGACCAAGAAGUGACCAUGCCCACAGCUGCCCUGGCUCAGGAUGCUGGAGAGAGGGAGGGGCAUUCAUUUUUAAAUUGAGUAUCAGUGUUGUAAAUCCACCUUGUCU
Messenger RNA from Pteronotus mesoamericanus, 679 nucleotides. RefSeq names its product mitochondrial ribosomal protein L55 (gene MRPL55). The transcript is spliced from 4 exons. Gene Ontology annotation, cellular component: mitochondrial large ribosomal subunit. Bases 188 to 586 code for a protein of 132 amino acids. NCBI's taxonomy places the organism in Eukaryota, Metazoa, Chordata, Mammalia, Chiroptera, Mormoopidae. Gene Ontology annotation, biological process: translation. The record is from RefSeq and is a predicted model, not a curated record. Gene Ontology annotation, molecular function: structural constituent of ribosome.